GAAAAAAGAUCGAGUCGCGGCGAGGGGAGGUAAGAAGAAGCGGUAGAGGAAUUAUCAUCGGCGAGUUAUUAUUACGGCCCCGAAGAAGAAGUUCGGUUUGUGUCAGUCAUAUUUCUGUAUUUUUGAUAAAAGAAGCUAGAAGCAAGAAGCCAGCCGAGCGCAAGCGCGUAGCUCGCGGCCCGUCUCUCUGCGCCGCCGUCUUUUAUAAUACAGAAGACCAUACGGAUUCGAUAACGAACGACGAGGAAGACGAACUUUUCCUCGCGCGACGAGAGAGACUCUCGCCCGUGUGUGCGGCGCGACGUCGACGAAGAAGAAGACUGUUUUCUGCUCGCGCGUGAAUGUGCGAUCAUCCCGUGGGCGCUCGCUGGUGACGCGCGCGCGUGUGCGACACGACGAAAAUACUAUACCGAUCAUCGUCGAUUUUCUUCUGCUGCUGUUCCUGCUGUGUGGUCCAAGUGCUGUGUGACAUUGACAAUAACAACAACGACCGGAAGCCGCCAAGAUGCCGAGCUUCAUCGACACCUUCGCGAUCGUGAAGAGCCACGUCAAGCUCAGGAUCGAUCCCAAUUCGCCGGCCGUCGAUAAUCUGAUAUUCAAGCUCCACUACAGGGCGACCUUUUUGAUCCUCGUUUUGGCCACUGUCCUCGUUUCGUCGCGCCAGUACAUCGGCGAGCACAUAAGAUGUAUAGCGGACAAGGGCGUCGCCGAGUCGGUCAUCAACACCUUCUGCUUCUUCACGUCGACCUACACGAUCCCGCGACUGAUGAACUCGAGCCACAUCGACAGCGACCUCAUACCGCACAUCGGCGUCGGCACUGCGGCCAACGGCGAGGAGAUCACCCAUCACGCCUACUACCAGUGGGUGCCCUUCGUCCUCGGCAUCCAGGCCAUCUUCUUCUAUCUGCCCCAUCUCUUCUGGCGCACCAUCGAGGGUGGCAAGCUGCGUCUCCUCGUCACCGGCCUGCAGACGGCCUCGCUGGCCCUGCGCGAACAGGCCCUCACCACCGAGUCCAUGACCAUCAUGUCGCGGCAGGAUCGCUCCAAGCGCAUCCAGGAGAUCAGGCAGAGCUUUCUCAGUAGGCUACACAUGAAUCGCUCCUGGGCCCUCUACCUGAGCAUGUGCGAGGUCCUGAAUCUGCUGAAUCUCUGGCUGCAGAUGCACCUGACCAACAAGUUUCUCGGCGAGCAGUUCUACAGUCUGGGCUUCGAUCUGGCCGAGACCGGCAUCAACAUGAAGGGCGACGCUCUGGAUCGCGUCUUUCCCAAGGUGACCAAGUGCACCUUCCACAAGUUCGGUGCCUCCGGCACGGUGCAGAAGCACGACGCCAUGUGCGUGAUGGCCCUGAACAUCAUCAACGAGAAGAUCUACAUCUUCCUCUGGUACUGGUUCAACUUCCUGGCGGUGCUCACGGUUCUCGGCCUCGUCUAUCGGCUGUUCACCUUCUUGCUGCACGGCAGGAGCAAGGCCUUCAACAAGUGGGUCUUCAGGCUCGCCUGUCCAGGCAGCUCGGACGCCUCGGCCAUCCUCGAGGUGACCCAGAACACCAACUUCGGCGACUGGCUGUUCCUCUACUACAUCGCCAAGAACGUCGAGAACAUCGUCUUCAAGGAGAUCAUCGAGGGCCUCUCCGACGACAUGAUGGAGCGCAACAAGAGGCUGUACGCCCAGCUGCCCCAGGAGAUCGACGACGACUACGAGAAAUCGCCAAAGACCCCUCCACUCAUCGGCUUCAUCUCGGAGAAGCCACUCAAGAGAGAGGAUGCUUUGGACACCCUCCACGUGGCUUAAAUCGCACCACUGGAUGCUACUAAUGAUCCUGUCAACUAAAUAAAUACAUCACACGCAGCGAAAAAAAUCGUAAUAUUUUCCUUCCCGUAAGGUAAACGGAUUGGUUUUAUUUUCCGAGAGGGUAAAAAUUACAAUUUUUUUCACUCCGUGUAUGGAUCAAUGUAUGUAUGUGUGCCUAUGUGAAUUUAUACUUUACUUCCACACACGCACACACACAUCGAAUAAGAGGAGAUGUAGUACGUGUUUAAUGAUGUUCUGCAUUUAUAACGAUGGCUAUAUACGCAAGUGGUGGACUGUUGCUGCGGUCAGGACGUCGCCGCCGCACCUGCUGUAUACUACCGAUGCCUACUGCCACGCAAUUGUCCCAAUGACCUAUAGAAGCGAUGUCACUGCUCCGCCAAUGGACCUUAUUACACAUUGUUGCCGAAUUGUUACUGUUAUUUCGUUAGUUUUAUAUACUUAAACUAUACUCAGUGUACCUGUGCGCGAUCGUGCAUGGGUGCAGUGUACUCCGAAUAUAAAAUUUCGGAACUACAUUGUAAUAUGUACGCGUGUGAAUGAGCUGCACACAGCCAGAGUCUUGAAUUCUCUCUUAAUUCAAUCGCGCCCCUCUCUCUCUCUCUCUCUCUCUCUCUCUCACUUUUAUAAAUCUUGACGCACGAUAAACUUUGCAUGUCGUUGCGCUGCCGUUGUUGUAACUAUUGAAACGCGCGGAGGAAUUUGCAGUUGCCGGCGCGCGAGCAUUAGAAUUUUUCCCGCCGAGAAAACAGGUCGGUCGUUCGCGAUUGCGCAACAAUCGAAACUCACUACUGCAAACUUGUAUGUGUAGGUAUACAGAAGUUAUGCCGCUGCUUUUUUUUCUUCUUCGAGCGCUUUUCACCUGCCGGCUCUGCGCGAGCAUUUAACCAUAUAUUAUUGUGUCUCGCGCGCGCACUAUUAGUUUUUCGAUUUUAUAUGUUGCCAAGCGCGCUCGUUUUCUCUUUGCGCAAAAGGCAACGUUUUAUUGAAUUUACGCGUACGUAGCUCGACUCACUCGCUGUGCAGCAUGCAAGUACCAAAUAGCCAUUUAUUUUAUACACGCGUGACUCUCGAUGUGUGUAUUGUGUGUGUGUGUGUGUGUGUGUGUGUG
Messenger RNA from Trichogramma pretiosum, 2921 nucleotides. It is a transcript of the gene Inx7, whose product is annotated as innexin inx7-like. The transcript has 6 exons. Bases 506 to 1792 code for a protein of 428 amino acids. Lineage: Eukaryota; Metazoa; Arthropoda; Insecta; Hymenoptera; Trichogrammatidae. The record is from RefSeq and is a predicted model, not a curated record. Gene Ontology annotation, molecular function: gap junction channel activity. Gene Ontology annotation, cellular component: plasma membrane; gap junction. Gene Ontology annotation, biological process: phototransduction.